CACGUCACGUCAUAGCACGGAACAAUCCCAACAUCACGUACUCCAACUGCCGGAAUCUAUUAACUAUGUUUCAAACCAUGCAGACUGCACAUAAAAUGUUUUGAGUCCCGGACUGUGCGUAAAUUUCAAAAUCAAUAGUACGCUUCCUAACUACCUAUAUCCGACUAUUGUAAGCGUUCAGGUCUCUCAUAACGAGCGCACGCAGAACACUACAAUGUCAGAAUCCCGCCUUUUUCAGCCCAUGAAACUUGGCUCGAUUGAACUUAAGAACCGUAUCGCUAAGGCCCCCAUGACACGCUUCUGUGCAUCUGAUGAUCACGAAAUCCUUCCCAUGGCGACACAAUACUAUGCCCAACACGCGUCAGUUCCUGGAACUCUGCUGAUCACGGAAGCAACAAUCGUCUCUAAACAAUCUGGAGGCUACGCAAACGUGCCAGGUAUCUACACCGAAGGCCAAAUCAGUGCGUGGAAGAAGGUCACCAACAAAGUACACAAGAAGAGAGGAUUCAUCUACCUACAGCUCUGGGCCUUGGGCAGAGUGGCAGAUAGAGACUUCACGGAGAAAAACAACAUCACAGUAAAGAGUUCCAACGCAACUCAGUUACGUGAAGGUUACGCAGUUCCUAAGGAGAUGACCAUCAAAGAGAUCGAACAGAGCGUGCACGAAUACGCACAAGCCGCCAACAAUGCUAUUGCAGCAGGUUUUGACGGCGUAGAAAUCCACACCGCAAACGGUUACCUUAUUGAUCAGUUUUUAAAAGAUACGUGCAACAAGCGGACAGACCAGUACGGUGGCUCCGCCGAGAACAGGAGUCGGUUUGCGAUAGAAGUUACACAGGCUGUUGUCGACGCCGUGGGGGCUGACAAAACAGGUAUCCCACUGAGUCCAUUUUCUGAGUUCCAGGGCAUAAAAAUGACAGACCCAAUCCCACAUUUCGCGGAUACCAUCCGAAGGCUGAACAAGUUUGGCCUGGCGUAUCUGCAUCUUGUGGAAACGAGCAUUUCUGGAAGUGCAGAUGUCAAGGGCUACGGUAUUCUCAACACUUUACUUCCCUACUAUCGUGGCCCACUGCUCAUUGCUGGUAGAUAUGAUUCAAACACUGCCAAGAGGUUGCUGGAAGACCACAAUGAUAGGGAAAUCGUGGUGGUGUUUGGACAAUACUUCAUCAGUAACCCAGACUUGGUGUUCAGACUUCCCAAAGGAAUUGAAUUCAGCUCCUAUGACCGGGAUAGCUUCUAUAUUCCAAAGACAGAGAAGGGUUAUAUCGACUAUCCCUUCAGCAAGGAAUGGAAAGAAGUGCAGGCAAUCUUGUAGGAAGAGAAAAGUAUGGGGUUAGGCAACCAAUUAGACCUUAGGAUUAGUCAGCAUGAUAGAUGUAGCUCAAUGAACUUACCAACAGAAAGCUCUUUGAUCGGCUACAUAUUGCAUG
Messenger RNA from Macroventuria anomochaeta, 1430 nucleotides. RefSeq names its product 12-oxophytodienoate reductase 1. Lineage: Eukaryota; Fungi; Ascomycota; Dothideomycetes; Pleosporales; Didymellaceae. The record is from RefSeq and is a predicted model, not a curated record. The transcript has a single exon. Gene Ontology annotation, molecular function: NADPH dehydrogenase activity; FMN binding. The coding region runs from base 215 to 1315 and encodes 366 amino acids.